AUGGCUGGUCGUAGUCUGAGAGUGUUUGAUGCAUUUCCAAAAACUGAGGAACAACAUGAGAAAAAAUCCACUAAAGGUGGUGUAUCCACUAUUCUGAUAUACAUAUUUGCCAUAUUUAUUGCAUGGUCCGAAUUUGGUAGUUAUUUUGGUGGAUUUGUAGGUGAAAGAUAUGUCGUUGACGGGGAUGUGAAAGAGACAGUCUCGAUCAAUAUGGAUUUAUUUGUCAAUAUUCCUUGUAAAUGGAUAACAGUUAACGUAAGAGAUCAAACAAUGGACAGGAAACUUGCUUCUGAAGAAUUGAAUUUUGAAGAAAUGCCAUUUUUUAUUCCUUUUGACGUAAGGAUAAAUGAUAUUGCAGAAAUUAUUACCCCACAGUUGGAUGAGAUUCUAGGUGAAGCAAUCCCAGCUGAAUUCAGGGAAAAACUAGAUACCAGAAUGUAUUAUGACGAAAAUGAUCCUGAAACGUACAAUAAUUUACCAGAUUUUAAUGGGUGCCAUAUCUUCGGUUCCCUACCUGUCAAUCGUGUUGCCGGGGAAUUACAAAUAACAGCAAAAGGAUAUGGCUACGCCGAUCGUGAAAGAACACCUAUGGAUCAGAUAAAGUUUAAUCAUGUUAUUAACGAGUUUUCAUUUGGUGAUUUUUAUCCAUACAUAGAUAAUCCACUUGAUAAAUCGGCAAAAUUCGAUCUCGAAACGCCUAAAACGGCGUACUCAUAUGAUCUGUCUGUGAUUCCUACAACAUUUAGGAAGUUAGGAACAGAGGUAAACACGUUCCAAUAUUCAGUAGCAGAGUAUCACUACAAGGGCAAAGAUUCUCCUGUUCCGCGAUCAGGACGUGUUCCAGGUAUCUUCUUCGAUUAUAACUUUGAAAGUUUAAGCAUAAUCGUCAGUGACUCCCGUCUAAAUUUUAUCCAAUUCAUUAUCAGACUGAUUGCCAUUCUAUCAUUUGCUUUAUAUAUUGCAUCGUGGAUCUUCACAUUGGGUGAUCUUCUGAUUGUAGCUAUUAAAGGUCCCAAAUGGUCAUUACGCUACCAACCUGACGAACAAUCUCGUGGACUUUUGGAAUAA
This is a messenger RNA of Naumovozyma castellii, 1068 nucleotides long. RefSeq names its product Erv41p (gene ERV41). The record is from RefSeq and is a predicted model, not a curated record. The coding region runs from base 1 to 1068 and encodes 355 amino acids. NCBI's taxonomy places the organism in Eukaryota, Fungi, Ascomycota, Saccharomycetes, Saccharomycetales, Saccharomycetaceae. The transcript is spliced from 2 exons.